Molecule: messenger RNA, 1566 nt
Organism: Rubroshorea leprosula
Lineage: Eukaryota; Viridiplantae; Streptophyta; Magnoliopsida; Malvales; Dipterocarpaceae
Source: the annotation of a GenBank genome assembly
AUAAGAAAAUCAAGAAAGAAACGAAGAAAAUUUGAUCAAGAAAACGGAACAAACCGAAAGAAGAUGCCAAUUUUGCGGUUCGAAAUGGCUGCUUUCAGAAAUCUGAGCUUUCUCGUGUUCGUCUUCUGCGUUUUGAUCUCUCUCAAGAACCAAAAUGCCGAGACCAAGAAGGGUUCGUUCGGAAUUUCUUCGUUUUCGUCUUCUCCGACGAAGCCGGCUUCGAUUUUCUCUGAUCUGUUGUCGAAACAAGCCGUGUUAUUGUCCACCGAGGACGAGGAGGUCGUCAAUCGGAAGAUGUUGACAGUGUCGGGGUCGGGGUCCCUUGAGUAUGAUUUUUAUCGGAAAUCGUGUCCCGCAGCAGAGAAAAUCAUUCGAGACGCGGUUCGGGAGCUCUGCAAAAGCAGGCCCAGGCUGGGUCCUGCUCUCGUCCGCCUUGUUUUCCAUGAUUGCUUCAUAGAGGGGUGUGAUGCCUCUGUUUUAUUGGAUGGUGUGGAAGGAAUGCGUUCAGAAAAAGAUUCCCUUCCCAAUGAAAGCUUGAAGGGGUUUGAUGCAAUUGACAUAAUCAAGUCAAAACUUGAAGAAAUGUGCCCUGGUGUUGUUUCCUGUGCUGAUAUUCUUGUUCUGGCAGCCAGAGAGGCCGUUAUUUUGGCUGGUGGACCAUUCUAUCCACUGAAUACUGGUAGGAGAGACAGCACUGUUGCUUACUCGGAUAUGGCUACUUAUGAGCUUCCUUCACCCCAUGCUGAUGUCUCUGAAACACUGGCAUCCUUUGCCUCGAGGGGAUUCGAUGAGAGAGAGACUGUCAGCCUAUUAGGCUCUCACAGCACUGGAAUAACCCACUGCCGGUUCUUCAAAAAUCGUCUGUACAACUUUGAUGGCUCUGGACAGCCUGAUCCAACUUUGGAUUCUGGAUUUCUCAACCUAUUGAGAUCAAAAUGUGACAAUACUCUCCCAUCAAGAUCAUCAGCCCCAUCAGCUUCUUUAACCGGUUCAACAUUACCUUUCAACACUUCACUAUUAUCAGCAGCAGCAGAAGCACCUUCCAUUGACAGAUUAUCAUCAUCACCUGAGGACGAGGAGGAAGUGAUGGAUAUGAAUUAUGGGGAACCAGCAGCGGAAUUUGGCACUGUGUACUACCGCCACCUCCUACAAGGUAAAGGACUCCUUUUUGCUGAUCAGCAGCUGAUGGCAGGGGAAGAGACCAGAAUUUGGGUUAGAGCAUAUGCUUCAGAUCCUUUCCUGUUCCGGCGAGACUUUGCCCUAGUCAUGAUGAGGCUCUCAAAUCUCCGAGUUCUGACAGCACCCAGAGGUCAGAUCCGGCACAACUGCUCUAAGGUGGCUUGAUAGGUUUAUAGCUCACUCAACCUAAUCUCUGAGGAUUCUAUCACUUCUUUGCCUUCACAAAUUACAUUUGCCCAUUUACUGUGCAGUCAGUGAAGUUGUUUAAUUCUUUGGUACUUAAAUCGAAAUUCCUGUGGUUACCUUGUAGAAAAAACACAUACAUAUUACAGAAACUGGCUGCUUACACUGGUUCACAUGUUAAAAAGAUAAAGCGAUUUUACUGCA